Molecule: messenger RNA, 2843 nt
Organism: Astrephomene gubernaculifera
Lineage: Eukaryota; Viridiplantae; Chlorophyta; Chlorophyceae; Chlamydomonadales; Astrephomenaceae
Source: the annotation of a GenBank genome assembly
CUGUGACACAUCAUCAUUUAUUCAGUGACCCGCCUAAUCUAACCUGUCUCUUUCCAUAGAAAUACCGAAAACCUACGGAUUGCAAGGGCUUCUGUGUUUUUCCUGCACUUCGUUCCUUUUAUUAAGGCAAAAAUGUUAUCAAGGACGCAAGCUUUUACGGUCGUAAGGGCCGCGGCCAGGAUGCAAGUAUUGGCCGCCAAGCGGCGUGAAGCCCAGCGCAAGGACGAGCUAGACGAGGAAGACCAACAGCCAGAGACGGAAGCGUUGCUGGACCCAGAACGGCCACAGCCGUACUUGCCGGGACGUCCACGUGAGUCUCAGGAUGGAGCCAGCACAGCGGGCCGCUCGUCCCGCACGCUCAGCGUUCGGCCACCCCCGGGAUGGUGGCGCAGCGACUUGGUUGCUUUAAAGGAAAUCCUCAGCAAUUGGAUAAACCUGCUAUUGUUGGUGGUACCGCUGGGCAUCGUUGCUGGGGCGCUGAAGUGGAGUGAAGCGUACGUCUUCUCACUUAACUUCCUGGCUCUCAUCCCGCUGGCGCUGGUUCUGGGCGAUGUGACGGAGGACCUGGCGUUGAGAUACGGCUCCGUCAUUGGGGGCCUCAUCAACGCUACCUUUGGCAACAUCGUUGAGAUCAUCCUGUCCAUCGCGGCGCUGCUCAACGGGCUGUACGGCGUGGUGGCGGCCUCGCUGCUGGGCUCCAUCCUGUCCAACCUGCUGCUCGUGACGGGCUGCAGCUUCUUCUUCGGCGGCAUCUUCAAUAAGACGCAGAAGUACAAUGCCAACGGCAACCAGGCGGCCAGCUCCAUGCUGUUCCUGGCCGCGCUGGGCUUCCUGAUCCCCACGGGCGCCUCGCUGCUGUUCGGCGGCGGGCGCGACGGUAACGCCCAGGAGGUGGUGCUGGGCAUCAGCAGGGGCACGGCGGUGGUGCUGCUCAUCUGUUACGCAUGCUACCUGGGAUUCCAGCUCUACACCCACACCGACUUGUUCGAGGAGGUCAGCGAGCGCCCCGUGUCGGGUGCCGUUGAGGGUGCGGGUGCGGGCGCUCAGGAGGAGGAGGAGGAGGAGGAGCGGCAGGAGCCCAUGCUGAGCCUGGUGACGUCGCUGGGGCUGCUGACCCUGAUCACGGUGCUGGUGGCGGUGUGCUCGGAGUACCUGACGUCUUCCCUGGAGGAGUUUAGCAAGAGUUCCGGCCUGGGUGAGGCCUUCCUGGGCACCAUCGUGCUGCCCAUCGCGGGUAACGCCUGCGAGCACAUGACGGCGGUCAUCGUGGCAACCAAGAACAAGAUGGACUUGUCGAUGGGAGUGGCAGUGGGCUCCUCCAUCCAGGUGGCGCUCUUCGCGGUGCCGCUGGCAGUGGUGGUGGGCUGGAUGACCGGUCACCCCUUCACGCUGGACUUCGACCCCUUCUCGGCUCUGGCGCUCAUGCUAUCCGUGGCUCAGUCCAACUUUGUGACGGCGGGUGCCACCUCCCACUGGCUGCUGGGCAUUCAGCUCAUCGCGCUCUACGUCCUCAUUGCACUGGCGUACUUCUUCAAGUAAGGGGGCUAUUACCUACUAGCCUAAGAUAUGUAGCGACCCAGAACAGCAGCGCUGGAAGCGCGGGUCGUGGGUACUGUUACAGCGGUGCUAGGUUCAUGGGUUACAGAGGCGAGCAGCGAAAGGGUUUUGUUGGGAGCGUGCUUUAUCAAUGGCAUCUGGGUCGAGAGGGGUGAGAGGCUUAUGCGCAAGGCGAGCGGCAUGGAGGCGCAUGGGGAUUCGGUUUAUCCAGGUGUGGACAAGGAUAGGUGCGCAGAGGAGGCAUAAUGCUGAUGCACAGAAGAAGCAUUGCAGCAACAUUCUCGCUCGCCCGACGCCAAGAGGUGGGCGUUGCAUACGUCUUCAAGCCAUAAGGGACGCUCAACACGUCUCCAAGUCAUACUCAUGUGGCUCAUUCCGUAAUGCAUUGAGACCCUGCGUUCGCCCUUCGUGACGACGACGACAGCACGCAUCUGAGGUAUAGAUACAUGUAUAGUUACACUACGUGACAUGGGCGAUGACAAUCGGACUUCCUGCAUGGGCGGAUCUGUGACAAUCAUGGUUUAUGUUACGAGGGUGCACUGUGUGCCCGCAGCCUGUAGCGUGGGUCAUGUGGUGACUUGGCGACGAGUUAGCUUCGAAAUAUUGUUCCAGUGGGUUAAUAUACCUUACCGUUAGUAGUACUCACCUGGUUAGUGACUGCGCUGUGGCAACUGCUGUAGCGACUGCUGGCAAAUGGAAGGACAUGCAUGGAGACUGGAGGUUGCAUUGUGGGGUUUGACUCUGUAGGACUGCGGACUGUUUGAAUGUAGGAGGGCGACAUGGGCCGGUCCUCAGGCUGCUCACAUACGGCAGCGAAUACCCUUGCAUUGCGGGUAAUCACCGGCUGGGCAAGGAAGUUCACGUAUGGUAAGGAUGGAGGAUGAUCUUUUUACUGUGUUGUUACAUGGUGGGCCCCUCUAUGGGCGAAGACACUGAGCAAGGCCGGUUAUUGUUACGGGCUGGUAACACCCGGGUGUGGCUUGGCGACAGGACAGCAGUUAGUUAUUGAUGGUACAUAGCUGAGUGUACGUAUUAGUUAUGCAUUCAUCACCCGACGGGACGUGUGUUUGUGGCGUAAGUUCAUCUUUCUUCCCGGGUUGGUUUUGUUUAGGACGUAAAAACCAUAACACUGGAACACUCCACGCUGCGCUUUGGCAUGCAUUCGGUACGGUCAGGCGGCGUGAAUGACCGUUACAGUGGCUCCCUAAAGGGGAACACGGGUGACGUGUUGCGGGAUGGAGGCUGCGUUGCAUCUUCGGACGCGUUCCCUGUUAGCUAGAACGGCC